This is a messenger RNA of Lactuca saligna, 897 nucleotides long. NCBI's taxonomy places the organism in Eukaryota, Viridiplantae, Streptophyta, Magnoliopsida, Asterales, Asteraceae. The record is from the annotation of a GenBank genome assembly.
AUGGCAGAGGAGGGUCACAAGGUGAGUUUACAUGUGUAUGACCUAAGCCAUGGGCUAGCUCGUCAGCUUUCCAUGUCAUUUUUGGGAAAAACUAUCGAGGCAAUAUGGCACACAGGAGUAGUGGUAUAUGGUAGAGAGUAUUAUUAUGGAAGGGGAAUACAAGAGGUUGUGGCUGGAACAGCUCCAUAUGGAACUCCAAUGAGAGUGGUGGAUCUUGGUAUCACUCAUAUCCCAAAAGAUGUUUUUGAGAUGUAUUUACAGGAGAUAACCCCUCGAUACACAGCAGAAAGUUACAGUUUAUUGGCACAUAAUUGUAAUAACUUCAGUAGUGAAAUCACACAGUUUUUGGUAGGCAACAACAUUCCAGACUACAUUCUUAACCUCCCCAAUGAAGUCACAAGCAGUCCAAUGGGUGCUCUUAUUAUGCCCAUGAUACAAAAUCUAGAGACUACAUUGAAGGCGGGUGCAGUCCCCCAAGCUCCCCAGUUCAGACAAUCUUCAAUAACAAACCAAGUCAACAGGUCAACAGAAACUGAAAGUAGUAAAAUUCAAGCCUUAAAGGAGCAAACUAGUGGGAAACAUGAAGAUGCAAAGCCAAAAGUGGAUCCUCUUGGAGAUGCUAGAAGCAAGUUGCAGGAAGAAAUCGGGAAGGAGUUUGCUGCAAUCAUGGCGACUGGAGCAUUUCGUGCAAGUGAGGCGGCAGCUCUUGCAACUAAGAAGGUCAUGCAAAAAUAUGGGCACAUCCAUAUGAAUGCUGCACAGAGCUGAAACUCAGGUUCCCCAAUUCUUCACAAAUAAAAUGUACGUUUUGAAUAUUUCGUGGACGUUUUUAAUUUAACAAAAUUGAUUUGAAAGUAUGUUUCCCUUUUUGGUUAAUAAAUCAGUAUACAUAUUCAC